CUAUGACAAAAGACAGGAAGAAACCCGGAAGUGCUGCAGUUAGCUAACAUCAGCAGGAGAAAGGAGAAAGUACAGAAGUACAUCUGCUUGUUUGUUUUAGCAGAAGCACUUUUUUCGUUCCGUACUCCUGACAGCAGAAUGCCUGAAAUUCACACACCAAGGAUUCGAGCCCUUCGAACCAGCGCUGGUACUGGACUGGAGGGCUUCAAGGCCCACGCUGUGUUCCAGGAGAUCAACAAGAAGCUGCAGGAGGAAGGGGAGCAGUUUGUGAAGAAAAUCGGAGGAGUUUUCGCCUUCAAAGUGAAAGACGGCCCAAACGGACAGGAAGCCACUUGGAUCGUGGACGUGAAGAACGGCAGUGGCUGCGUUCACAACGACGCAGACAAGAAAGCAGAUUGCACCAUCGCCAUGUCCGACACGGACUUGUUGGCCUUGAUGACCGGGAAAAUGAACCCACAGACGGCAUUUUUCCAGGGCAAGCUGAAGAUCACGGGGAACAUGGGCCUGGCCAUGAAGCUCCAAAACUUGCAGCUGCAGCCGGGCAAAGCCAAGCUGUAAGAGACGCCGCAUCAAGCCCUCACUAAAACGCUCGACUGUGAAGAGUUGAAGAUGUGGAGGUCUGGAAGGAGAAACCGUUGUGGACAGACUGAACCACUUUUCCUCUUGGGUGAUCUCACUGACCGAGCUGGGGGUGGGGGUGGGGGGAUUAGUCAGAGGCCCGCCUGUCUAACUGGGGAAUAGGAUAGAUGGACAGAUAAUUAAUUUCCUAAUUGAGUUCCUGUCUGUACUCUCCGUCUUUUUAGCGCUGGUCUGGAGUUCAGGCAGUCACUCUCUACUUUGGUACUAAUUGCGCUUCUGUCCAGACUUUUUAACCUUCACCGAUAAUGACACCUAACUUUGAGUGCACUGUAACUGCAGGUGUUUUUGAGAAGAACUGGUCGAUGAUAUGUUGCACAAUCAUGAAUGCAGCUGUUAAGUGCCUCCCUCAGUAUCUCAAAUCAAUGUUUGUAGUUGGCUACCAACGCAGAGCGGGUUUGGACUGUGGCUACCCAACGUUUUCUCUCCCUGCCUCGUCAUUGUCUGGAGUACUGUCUGUACGGUCUGGAUCUUUGUCGGAUUUCUUGGAAAUAAACUUGUCUUUGCGGAACA
Molecule: messenger RNA, 1149 nt
Organism: Poecilia reticulata (guppy)
Lineage: Eukaryota; Metazoa; Chordata; Actinopteri; Cyprinodontiformes; Poeciliidae
Gene: scp2b
Product: sterol carrier protein 2b
Cellular component (GO): cytosol
Source: RefSeq, a predicted model, not a curated record